ACAUUACCUAAUCAAUGAUUAAAGCGGAUUAAACAUAGUGUUUAAUAGGUUAUAAAUUAAAUUGACAGCUGUCAUCUGUCAAUUUCUUCUUUUUUAGGUCAAAUUAAUACGAUUUAGGGAUUUCUAGGGGAAAUUGAAGCUCCCGUCUAGGGAUAUUCUGAAAUUUCAUCUGGCAACCCUGAUUUGCAUUGCAGUUGUUUAUUUUUUGUAGACGAGGACAACGUGAUCAAAAAGUUGCAAAUAUUUGUAUUAGCAGGUAUUUUUAGAAACAUGACACAUAUAACUGCGGAACAAAAGGAAAUCAUGUUAGACUUCAUCAAAUCCAGGCCAAGGUUAUAUGCCGGGAAAUUUUCGCCAGAAUUUACCCGGCAACAAUCCCAAUCGCUAUGGCAGGAAUUGGCUACCAUAUUAAACUCGCACUCGAAUGGCGCCAAAAAAGAAUGGAGUGCUUGGCGCAAGACCUGGAUAGAUAUAAAAAAAAAUUGCAAGGCAAAAGCGGCCAGACAAAAGAAAUAUCAGAUGGGUACUGGAGGAGGGCCCUCUCAAUCUGAUGGUAAUAAUAUGGACGUAUUUGAAAGUAAUGUAAUAGGGCUUAUGAGCCCUGUAUGUAUAGCAGGGAAUGUGGAGGUACCUGAGCCAAGCAUAUCUCUGGAUGAAUCAUUCUCCACUAUAAUUAGUGAAGAUAUUGAAAAUAUAGAGCAUGACCAAAAUCCAUCUACAGCCACACAAGGAGAAGGAGCAACUGUAGAACCAGAGGUUGAAAAAGAGCCGUCAACCUCAGCCAAAAGUAAACGCAAAACAAAAACCCAAAGGCUGAAGGAGUCGAUACAAAACCAUGCAAAACUCGUUCAAAUUGCACGAACCGGUGUAAUGGACACAAAAACUUAUAGAGAAAAAAAACUACAAAAGAUGAGUGAGCACACCGAUGCAAUUAAAGAAUUAACAAGUGUGCUAGCAACAGUUGCUAAGGGGCUCACUAAUAUUGAGGGGCUCUUAAAUGAAUUAAUCUAAAAUUUAUAUUUUUAAUUAAAUUUCUAAAUUAUACAAA
Molecule: messenger RNA, 1048 nt
Organism: Diabrotica virgifera virgifera (western corn rootworm)
Lineage: Eukaryota; Metazoa; Arthropoda; Insecta; Coleoptera; Chrysomelidae
Exons: 4
Coding region: 271-1011 (246 amino acids)
Source: RefSeq, a predicted model, not a curated record